GAGGAACAAAAUCGACCAGAAUGUUACCCAAGUCCUUGACAAAAAGGAAAGAUCGAGACAGAUGGGCUGAGAAGAAAAGCUGUAGCAGCCCCUGACUGGAAAAGGAAAAAUUAAAAAUCCUAUAUCCCUGCUACACCUAAGUUUGGAUUUAUGAUUGCUGUGUGUGCUGGAGCACUGUGACUGCAACUGACAUUAAGGAAAGCAGCUGCUAUGGAGGCCAGAGGGUUCAGCUUCCCAAGACAAAGGCAAGUCCUGUUUCUUUUUGUUUUUGGGGGAGUGUCCUUGGCAGGUUCUGGGUCUGGACGUUAUUCGGUGGUGGAGGAAGCAGAAAGAGGAUCCUUUGUGGUCAAUCUGGCAAAGGAUCUGGGAAUAGCAGAGGGGGAGCUGGCUGCAAGGGGAACCAGGGUGGUUUCCGAUGAUAACAAACAAUACCUGCUCCUGGAUUCACAGACUGGGAAUUUGCUCACAAAUGAGAAACUGGACCGAGAGAAGCUGUGUGGCUCCACAGAGCCCUGUAUACUGUAUUUCCAAAUUUUAAUGGAUGAACCCUUUCAGAUUUACCGGGCUGAGCUGAGAGUUAGGGACAUAAAUGAUCACUCACCAGUGUUUCGAGACAAAGAGAUAGUCUUAAAAAUAUCAGAAAAUACAGCUGAAGGGGCAGCAUUUCGACUAGAAAGAGCACAGGAUCCAGAUGGGGGACUUAACAGUAUCCAAAACUACACGAUCAGUCCCAACUCUUUUUUCCAUAUUAAAAUUAGUGGCAGUGAUGAAGGCAUGAUAUAUCCGGAGCUAGUGUUGGACAAAGCACUGGAUCGGGAAGAACAGGGAGAACUCAGCUUAACCCUCACAGCGCUGGAUGGUGGAUCUCCACCCAGGUCUGGGACCUCUACUGUAAACAUCUUGGUCUUGGACGUCAAUGACAAUGCCCCACAGUUUACAGAGGCGCUCUAUGAGACCCAGGCUCCAGAAAACAGCCCGGUAGGGUCCCUUAUUGUUAAGGUAUCGGCAGAAGAUGUAGACUCUGGGGUCAAUGGAGAAGUAGCCUAUUCGUUUUUUGAUGCUUCUGAAGAUAUUGUGACAACCUUUCAAAUCAAUCCUCUUUCUGGGGAAAUCCUUCUCAGAGAAUUGCUUGAUUAUGAGCUAGUACGUUCUUACAAAAUAAAUAUACAGGCAAUGGACGGUGGAGGCCUUUCUGCAAGAUGCACAGUUGUGGUAGAGGUAUUAGAUACCAAUGACAAUCCUCCUGAACUGAUCGUAUCAUCACUUUCCAACUCUGUUGCUGAAAACUCUCCUGGGAUGAUACUGGCUGUUUUUAAGAUCAAAGACAGAGACUCUGGAGAAAACGGAAAGAUGGUUUGCUAUAUUCAAGAUAAUCUGCCUUUUUUUCUGAAACCAUCUGUUGACAAUUUUUACAUCCUAAUGACUGAAGGUGCGCUGGACAGAGAGAGCAGAGCCGAGUACAACAUCACCAUCACCGUCACUGACUUGGGGAACCCAAGGCUGAAAACCGAGCACAGCAUAACCGUGCUGGUCUCCGACGUCAAUGACAACGCCCCCGCCUUCACACAAACCUCCUACACCCUGUUCGUCCGCGAGAACAACAGCCCCGCCCUGCACAUCGGCAGCGUCAGCGCCACAGACAGAGACUCGGGCAGCAACGCCCAGGUCACCUACUCGCUGCUGCCGCCCCAGGACCCGCACCUGCCCCUCGCCUCCCUGGUCUCCAUCAACGCGGACAACGGACAGCUGUUCGCCCUCCGGGCGCUGGACUACGAGGCCCUGCAGGCGUUCGAGUUCCGCGUGGGCGCCACAGACCGCGGCUCCCCGGCGCUGAGCAGCGAGGCGCUGGUGCGCGUGCUGGUGCUGGACGCCAACGACAACUCGCCCUUCGUGCUGUACCCGCUACAGAACGGCUCCGCGCCCUGCACCGAGCUGGUGCCCCGGGCGGCCGAGCCGGGCUACCUGGUGAGCAAGGUGGUGGCGGUGGACGGCGACUCGGGCCAGAACGCCUGGCUGUCGUUCCAGCUGCUCAAGGCCACGGAGCCCGGGCUGUUCGGCGUGUGGGCGCACAAUGGCGAGGUGCGCACCGCCAGGCUGCUGAGCGAGCGCGACGCGGCCAAGCACAGGCUGGUGGUGCUGGUCAAGGACAAUGGCGAGCCCCCGCGCUCGGCCACCGCCACGCUGCACGUGCUCCUGGUGGACGGCUUCUCCCAGCCCUACCUGCCGCUCCCGGAGGCGGCCCCGGCCCAGGCCCAGGCCGACUCGCUCACCGUCUACCUGGUGGUGGCGUUGGCCUCGGUGUCGUCGCUCUUCCUGUUCUCGGUGCUCCUGUUCGUGGCGGUGCGGCUGUGCAGGAGGAGCCGGGCGGCGUCGGUGGGUCGCUGCCCGGUGCCCGAGGGUCCCUUUCCGGGGCAUCUGGUGGACGUGAGCGGCACCGGGACCCUGUCCCAGAGCUACCAGUACGAGGUGUGUCUGAUGAGAGAUUCAGAGACUCGCGAGUUCAAGUUCUUGAAGCCAGUUAUCCCCCACCUCCAGCCCCAAAGCUGUGGGAAAGAAAUAGAGGAAACUUCUACUUUCCAGAAUAGUUUUGGAUUUAAUUAUUGAAAGGGACUCAUUUAAUAAAGACAUUUAUUUCUUUAAUAUAUUCUUCUUAGUUAACUACAUUGUGUAUGCCCACCACCAAAAAGAGGCUUUUUUUGUUUGAUUCAUCUUCAACUUUGCAUAUUAUGCUUAACUUUACAAGUUAACUUUUUUUAAAUUUUGUAUCCUGUCUAUGCAUUUCUUGCUGGAAUCCCAUGAGUGAAAUAGAAUUUUUUUCAAAGUUGGCACUAUUAUACUUUUUUGCUAGGUGUAAAUGUCUUUAUUAACUUUUUAUUCAUUGUGUCUAUAUUGUUCAUUAGUUCUUUUCCAAGAACUUUUUACUUGUUUAAAUAAUCUGCUGCAUGUAAUAUGUGCUGUUACUAAUUGCUAUUCCUUCUAUUUUGAAACCGGUAUUCUUAAUGGUUUGCCAUCCUUAAUGUUAAUUAAAAC
Molecule: messenger RNA, 3030 nt
Organism: Saimiri boliviensis boliviensis (Bolivian squirrel monkey)
Lineage: Eukaryota; Metazoa; Chordata; Mammalia; Primates; Cebidae
Gene: PCDHB9
Product: protocadherin beta 9
Biological process (GO): homophilic cell-cell adhesion
Cellular component (GO): plasma membrane
Molecular function (GO): calcium ion binding
Source: RefSeq, a predicted model, not a curated record